CGGAAGUGCGCUGUUUAUGUUAGAAGGACUGGAAAAAGAUUCAUGUGCAAAGACAUUACGAGAUUCUUGUUUCUUACCUAAAUAUUUUGUAACCUUUUGAUAUUUUAAUAACGCCACAGGUGUUCUUCGAGAUGAUGCAAGCUAUGAAAGGCGUGAGAUAUCUGCAAACCCGGGCUGUCACUCAGGCAGUUUCAGAGCUCUCUGUGCCGGUCCCGUGGGGGGAGAUCAGAGGUCGAGUCUGGGGUCCUGAUCAUGGUCGUCCUGUGCUGUGCCUGCACGGCUGGGCUGACAACUGUGGUACAUUCAACACCCUCAUUCCCUUCCUGCCUAAAGAGUACAGAUAUGUGGCCGUGGACCUGGCAGGCCACGGUCAGUCGUCACAUCGUCCUCCCGGAGUUUUCUACGCCUUUCCCUCCUACGUGAUGGACGUACGCAGAGUCGUCGAUGCUCUGCAGUGGAGCAAGUUCUCCAUCAUCGGCCACAGCAUGGGUGGUAAUAUUGCUGGAAUGUUCAGUGCACUGUAUCCUGAGAUGGUGGAUUCUAUCGUGCUGCUGGACUCCUAUGGAUUCCUCCCGUCAGAUCAGAAAGAAAUUCCUGAAGUGAUGAGGAAGGGGAUGGACGAGAUGCUUCAGUAUGAGAAAAAGACAGGGGAGGACAAGAGAAGGGUUUACACUUAUGAGAAGGCAGCAGAGAGGUUGUUGGCUGCAAACCCGAAUCUGUCUGAACAGUCUGUGCACGUCCUCUUAGAGCGAGGUCUAGUUCAAGUGGAAGGAGGGGUGAUGUUCUCUCGUGACUUUCGUAUUAAUCUGAAAAACAUAGCACGCAUCAGUCUGGAGCAGAGUGUGGAGUUGCACUCAAAGAUACAAGCCUCUGUUCUAGUUAUUCUAGCAGAGGCGGGCUUUGACAAAUUAUACCUUAAAGCAAAAGAUCAGAAGACAGCCAUGUCAGCACUUCUACAGGCCUAUAGGGACAGAAAUCACACCGUGGUGAAGAUACCAGGCGAUCAUCACGUCCAUCUGAAUAAUCCUGAAGCUGUAGCUCCACUUGUUACUGACUUCCUGCAGGCUAAAGUGUUGUCACAGUCAGACACUGAACCAGAUGAACAAUCCUCUAAGCUAUAAAAAAACAACACACACAAAAAGCCUUAAGGCAGUACAAUAAUGAUUUUGAUACCGUUUUAGAGGUGUGUUAUUUAUACUGUACUGUUUACACUCACCCUGGUGCCUAAUCCUCAACCAGCCUGCACACAGUAUAGGCAUCAGCUCAUGUUAACAUUUGACUCCUGAGUUAUUAUUUCUAGUAAUUUAAAAGACGUUAUGCUCACUGUAGCUUCUAUUCAUACUGACAAUUUGCAGAUAGUCUGUAGUGGAUGGAUGUUAUGAGACGUGCAAAAACGGGCAUAUUGUGGUUUUAGUUCAGUUUGUAUCUUUUUUUUUAUUGAAUAGGUGGAAAUAUCAACCAGAUAUUAUUAAGUAUGCGAGUUCAGAACAAGUCUGUUGACAGAGGUUAGCAUUUCAUUCAUUAUUGUAAGUUUUUCAUUCGGGCUGCAAAAGAGAUUUUAUAGCAAUAAACUCUCUUCGCUAUUUAUCGCAACAAAUGAGGUAGUAGAGUUUAGUUUCAUUAACACGAGCAAAGCUUUCUCUCUUAGCGUGUGUACAUGUUACCUGUUUGAUGGAGGGGUGAGCAUAAUGAACAUACAUUAGCACUAUUUUGAUGCGGUCAGCUACAGCUAAAGCUAGCAAGCAGCUUUAUAUCCUCUGAUUAAUGACGACAAUGUUGUGGUGAAAAAAAGUGAAGUGUAUUUAUUUUUUGUUUCGGGAGUAACAUGUUCAAAGAGCAGCAGAUAAACAGAAUGUGAGCGGUAGCUUAUAUGCACUCUUUAAUAUUGGUUUAUUAAUCACAGUUUAUAUCAUUGCAAUGUUUAACACUGUUAGUCCACAUGGCAUGUUUUUCUCAUAUCUUGCAGUCUUCAUUUUUAUUAGAAAAUACUUUUCUCUAGUUAUUAAAUUCAUUAAUCAAUGAAAACAGUGUGAAAAGUAACACUUGAAAACUCAGGCUGGUGUUGACGUGAAACAUUUCAGAGCAUUCUUUGUCGUAACUGGGCUCCUAGUCAAGCUAGCAGCAGCUAAUGUACUUUCAGGCUGCUAGCCACAACCAGUGGUUAUGUAGGCUCUUAUAAAAGUCACUUUUCUCGA
Labrus mixtus (cuckoo wrasse) is the source of this 2195-nucleotide messenger RNA. RefSeq names its product serine hydrolase-like protein. The record is from RefSeq and is a predicted model, not a curated record. Bases 132 to 1121 code for a protein of 329 amino acids. Lineage: Eukaryota; Metazoa; Chordata; Actinopteri; Labriformes; Labridae. The transcript is spliced from 12 exons.